Molecule: messenger RNA, 1626 nt
Organism: Lodderomyces oxycetoniae
Lineage: Eukaryota; Fungi; Ascomycota; Pichiomycetes; Serinales; Debaryomycetaceae
Product: ubiquitin-specific protease
Exons: 1
Coding region: 1-1626 (541 amino acids)
Biological process (GO): protein deubiquitination
Molecular function (GO): cysteine-type deubiquitinase activity; zinc ion binding
Source: RefSeq, a predicted model, not a curated record
AUGUCAUCGGUAUCAUCGACACUCCAGGUCAAUAGUAUUAGCAGCCAAUCACAUCCAGAUGGUGAAAUAUCAAAUGGGAGUCUUGGGUCAGGCCAAAAUAGGACUGUUUUCAGCGAAUCACAGCAUAUUCCAAUAGUUUUAGAUAAUCUCGGAUCUUUGCCAUCUUGUGCGCAUCUAGAUCAAGUGUUGAGCUCGCGAGCCCAAGAAACAGUACUUGAUACUUAUCGGCAAGCGGUGCUCAUAUCACAUCAAAUCGAUAUAUCGACCACAAACUAUAGAACCAAAGACGGGGCAAAUAUUGAUCCUGAAAAGAUACUUGCCAAGAAGUUAUUGAGCUUAAAAUGCUCAGAGUGUGAUUCAUCUGACUUUCAACAAGUGAUGAUCUGUCUCCAAUGUCCCAAUGUUAGUUGCCACCGACAUGCCCACUCGCACUACAAGGGAAGCCAGCAUAUGUUUUCCAUUGAUCUGAAUUUGGGGUUACUAUAUUGUUUUAAAUGUAAUGCGUAUAUAAACCAUCCAAGGUUGGAGAAAUUAAGAUGCCAAGUUAUGGGAGUGCAAAGUGUGGAAGAUGUAACAAAAACAGAAGCUGAGAAUUAUAGCGAUCCCAAUAAACUUGCAAUGCUUGGUCUAAAGGGAUUUGUGAAUCUAGGAUCAACAUGUUAUAUGAGUUCAAUUCUACAAACAUUUGUCCACAAUCCAAUUCUAAAGACACGAUUUUUCAACAAUGACCUACACUAUUUCAACUGCAAAUACUUAUAUGAUCAAGAAGUCACUGGGUCAAUUCACGAGGGCAAUGCUUGUAUUACUUGCAGUAUAGAUAAAAUUUUCAAAGAAUUUUACACGAUGGAAAGUACAGAAGGUUUUGGAAUGACAGAUUUACUAACGACAGCUUGGUAUAAGCAAAAAUCGUUGGCAGGUUUUCAAGAGCAAGACGCUCAUGAAUUCUGGCAGUUCCUAUUAAACGAGCUUCACCUGGAUCAUAUAAGAGUAUCAAACCAGCACGGUGUUUGUACCUGCAUCAGCCAUGCUUGUUUCGGCUUCCAACUACAAAGCUGUGUCAAAUGCAACUGCGGAGCUGAAAACAUUACCGUGGAUCCUCCAACUUUCGAGCUUUCAUUGGAGUUAUCCUUUAAAAAUGACAAAAGUGACAAAAAUGACAAACACACGAGUAUCGAUUUGUAUACAUGCUUAGACCUGUUUACAAGGGAAGAGAAACUCGACACUCGGAUCUCGUGCAAAAGUUGUUUUAAAGAAGCAGGAGCCACCAAGACGCUUAGAUUGAAAAAUCUCCCGCCUGUAUUAUCCAUCCAAUUAAAGAGAUUCAAACACAAUAUACAAAACGAUACUUCAUCUAAAGUUGAAAUUGCAGUGGAAAUACCUUCAUUUUUUGACUUGAAUAAGUAUACUGUGGACGCUGAAGAUGGACAAAAGAUAUUUGAAUUAUUCUCUGUAGUUUGUCAUAUUGGACUGGUCAGCACUGGACAUUAUAUGGUAUACACUAAGAACUGGCAAGGUUUAUGGUUCAAGUUUGAUGAUAGUAUCAUAACUAUUGAGAAAGAGGAAGAUGCAAUGGAAGCUGCCAAGUCAAAUGGCUAUCUACUCUAUUAUAUAAUGCAUAAUACAUAA